Messenger RNA from Momordica charantia (bitter melon), 869 nucleotides. Its product is annotated as small ribosomal subunit protein uS13c. NCBI's taxonomy places the organism in Eukaryota, Viridiplantae, Streptophyta, Magnoliopsida, Cucurbitales, Cucurbitaceae. Gene Ontology annotation, cellular component: mitochondrion; small ribosomal subunit; ribosome. Gene Ontology annotation, molecular function: structural constituent of ribosome; RNA binding. Gene Ontology annotation, biological process: translation. The record is from RefSeq and is a predicted model, not a curated record.
CCUCUAAAUUUUGUACGAGGUGGCCCUUAUCCGAAUCCCGUGAGGUGGAUGAAGAUAAGGUGGCGCGGCCAGUGAAAGCAGAGAGGCGGUCGGAGUUGAGAAUUUGGAAGAGAGGAGAAAAUGGCGCAGAGUUUAGCAAUGCCCGUGGCUCCUUCGCUCUCCCUUAUCUGCAAUGGUCGAAACCCUAAUCCGCUCUCUACCACCCUCUCCUUUCCCAUUUCUAGCCCCCAGGUUCGUGGUCUUCAAAUCAAGUGUGUUCGAGUUGGAGGAGUUGAAAUACCCAACAACAAGCGAAUUCAAUACUCCCUUCAAUAUAUACAUGGAAUUGGUCGCAACAAUGCUAAGAAAAUACUGUAUGAUCUAAGCCUGGAGAACAAGAUAACCAAGGACUUAUCUGAGGAGGAACUCAUAUCCAUCAGAGAUGAAGUUUCCAAGUUCAUGAUUGAAGGAGAUCUGAGGCGGUUCAAUGCACUCGCCAUAAGGAGAUUAAAAGAGAUUCAGUGCUAUAGAGGGAUUCGACACAUUCAGGGAUUGCCUUGCAGAGGGCAGCGAACCAAAAACAACUGCAGGACCUUGAAGGGUAAGAAAGUUGCUAUUCCAGGGAAGAAGAAGGCUCCUCGCUGAGUUCGUUGUGAUCGAACCGAAUGUUAUUUGAUUGCACCGAGUAAAAAUAUCUUCUUAAAGCUCAGUUUUUCUUGUUUUAACUCGAGAAUUGCCUCUAAUCUCCUCAUUGAAAUAUAGUUUCUUGCAAAUACAUUCUGUUAUUGCUGUCAUGUUCUAUUUUUUAGAUGUUCCCACCCUAUCAAAAUGCUUCAUUCUGUAAAGGGUGAUGUUGUAUUGACUCUUUAGGUAACAGAUCAUUUAGUUUA